Messenger RNA from Cephus cinctus (wheat stem sawfly), 4329 nucleotides. RefSeq names its product putative ATP-dependent RNA helicase DHX30. Gene Ontology annotation, cellular component: nucleus; intracellular anatomical structure; cytoplasm. The transcript is spliced from 12 exons. The record is from RefSeq and is a predicted model, not a curated record. NCBI's taxonomy places the organism in Eukaryota, Metazoa, Arthropoda, Insecta, Hymenoptera, Cephidae. Gene Ontology annotation, molecular function: DNA helicase activity; G-quadruplex RNA binding; ATP binding. The coding region runs from base 83 to 3679 and encodes 1198 amino acids.
UUCUCUAAUAAUCUAGAUGGCACUGUUCACGAUUGCACGUGGUUCUUUGAUAUAGUAUAUAAGUUCAACGUUACCGGUAAUAAUGUUCUCGUGUAUUUCUACAGUUUUCACUAAAAAUCGCUUGCAAAAUAGUUUGCAAUCGAAGCAGUACAUCUUUUCUGCUUUCUCUGGACGCGCUGAUUUAAGAUCCAACAGUCGAGAUGCUGGCAAUGAAGUCAUCUAUCAAAAUGAAUUAACGGAAUUCUUGGAUGAUUUUACCAACUUGAAUAAGCAUGUACUGCUGAAUGUACAGCGCUUCGAUACUUCAUCACAUUCACCUUUCAAAAGGAAAUUUUUGUCUUUGCGAAGAAACCAAUUAAAAGUACAUGAUUAUCAUGAUAGCAUUGGGUUUUAUUAUUCUUCGAAGAUUAUUCCUGGCUUACAGUCAGUCAGAGGAAUUCAUACACAUGCAGCUUUUCCUUGUUUUGCAUCUCUAAAGAAUGUUAAAAAGGGAGAUGGGUCUGACAAGGAACAAUUUGAAUCAGAUUAUUAUGACAAUCUUAUAGACAAAAUACUUAAAGAUUCUCCUACCAAAAAUAAAGAAUUACAUUCGGAGAAAGAACAUAGAAGGAGGGUUCAUGCUCAUAGGUUUGUGAAGACAGAAACAUUGCAUGGUAAAGAAGAUAAUUUAGAAAUUGAAGGUGCUUCAUUAAAAGAAAUAGAGAGAAAAUACCCGGAUUGUAAAUCUAAAUUGCACAAUAUAUAUAACAUAGUCAGUCAAGAUACGAAAAAAUCUAACUUAAUAUCUGGUACUAGUAAAUGUACAAAACGCGGCCACGACGUAAGAUGGGAGUUUACGUACAAAAUUUUAUGGCCAAGCGAAAUGACUUUUUUGGCAGUAGCAAAGACCAAAAUAGCUGCUUCGAAAGUGGCUGCACUCAAAUGUCUACAAUGGUUAGAGGCCACUGGCAAAGUGAAAAAUGGAAUACCACAGACUUUAGAUAAAAAAGAAAUGUCCUCUCUUUUAGACAAUAAAGUGGAGCUUAAUAUUGAAUCAGACAUUGCUACUGAGAUACAAUCAUUGCUUAAGGAAUAUCAGAACGAAGUUGAACAUAUUGUGAAAACAUUUACUCCCAUAAAGCGAGAAAGUAACUUGUUAGAAGAUUCAGAAAAUGAUGGUCAAACUUCACUCCUGAAUACAGAACAUUUUGAUCCUGUGGGAGGAUCCAGUGCAAGUAAACGAUUUAAGAAAUCCUCGGAAUUCCGAAACGAAAUAUUGAAGGAGAAAGCGUUAUUGAGGAAUGAAACUGCUGAUCAGGGAUUGCCAAUAUCAGCAUUCAGGACACAGAUACUGGAAGAAAUAGAAAAAAGUUCUGUUUUACUAGUAAAGGGUGAUACUGGCUGUGGCAAGACCACCCAGGUACCACAGUUCCUUAUGGAUUACUUCGCAGCAAAAGGACGCGCCGGAGACUGUAAUAUGAUAGUCACACAACCUCGGAGAAUUUCUGCUAUCUCAUUGGCAGAACGCAUUGCCGAGGAACGAAACGAGAACAUAGGAGACGUCGUGGGGUACCAAGUGAGACUCCAGCAGGUGCUACCCCAGACACCUGGAGGAAUAUUAUUUUGCACAACAGGAGUCUUGCUACGUAAACUCCAAAGUAAUCCUGGCCUUAUCGGUUGCUCUCAUGUCAUCCUGGAUGAGGCUCACGAAAGGUCCAUUGAUACGGAUGUCCUCAUGGUUCUUUUGAAACGAGCAAUGAAGCGCAAUCCUAAUUUAAAACUUAUUGUAAUGUCGGCUACGAUAAAUGCGGAGCUCUUCCAGCGUUACUUCGACUGUAACGCUGUAGAAGUACCUGGUAGAACGUUUCCAGUGACUAUGAACUUCCUGGAGGAUAUCGACGCGAUGGGUAUCAGACAGUCUAAUAAUAGAGAUGAACGGAAUCAAUCUCAACGCAGUCCAGUAGUAGACUGUUACUACGUGGCGCGUUUAAUAAAGUGGAUAUGCAAGAAUAAACCGGAUGGUGCUAUAUUGUGCUUCCUUCCGGGAUGGGCAGAGAUCACUAAAGUGCAGACUAUUCUCACUGAAAGUUCCUGGGCGAACAGAAGAAAAGAUUGGAUUUUACCUUUACACUCUAAAGUUUCAUUCCAGGCACAGCGUAAGAUAUUUUCAAGACCUCCACCAGGAGUCAGAAAGAUUAUUCUGUCUACUGACAUUGCUGAAACUGGUAUUACUGUCAGCGAUGUAGUUUAUGUCAUUGACACUGCCAGUCAUAAGCAAGUAAGAUGGGAUGAAAGCCAAGGAUUGGCUUCGAUGGACAAUCAAUGGGUAUCGAAGGCCAAUAUUAAUCAAAGAAAAGGCAGAGCUGGUCGCGUCCAAUCUGGUAUAAGUUACCAUUUAUUAACCAGAGAGAAAUUUAUGAAUCUAGACGAGUUUCCGCUUCCGGAAGUUAUGCGAAUCUCCUUGGAAAAAACAGUUCUGGAUUGCAAAACAUAUAGCAAUGAAAAAGCUAUUGAUUUCCUUGCCAAAAUGCCACAACCACCCAGUGCUAGUGCCAUUGAAAGGGCAGUAUCUGAUUUAAGAAAGCUAGGGGCUCUCGAUGAGAACGAGACCCUCACGGCUUUGGGCAAACGGAUAUCGCUAUUUACGACACAUCCAAAACUUAGCAAGGCUAUGGUCUAUUCCUCUAUUUUCCACUGUACCAGUCCUAUUGUUUCUGUGGCUUCGAUUCUGUCUUAUGACAGCGAGUUAUUCGUCGGUGCCCUAAAUAACAAAUCUGACAUCAGAUCAAUUAAACAAAAGUAUCAUCCUGCUAGCGAUCAUCUGGCAAUGUCCUGGCUCUUCACACAGUGGAACUCUUAUUACAAUGAAGAUCCUCAAGAUAUUAAAUCCUUUUGUUACAACAUGAGACUUCAACCUGAAAGAAUGAUCAUUCUGAAAAAGUUGAGAGAUCUCAACGCACAGUUUUUGGUUCAGUGUGGUAUGCUAGAAAUUGGGGAAAAUUACGACGACUGGAAUGCCACUAAGAACGACCACGCGGAACACGAUGAGCUAGUGCGCGGUGUUUUGUUCGCUGGCAUGGAUCACCUUUUGCAACGCAAAAAGUUCGAACUUAUAAAAGGAAGACUUAAGAAUUCUCCAAACUUGAUGGUAACAGAAGAUAAGCGUAGAGCUUCCCUUACGUCAGAGACUGUAAACUACGGCAGAAAAUCCUGGCCCAGUCCUUAUUUAACUUAUAUGCGUCGAACUCAUAGCGAAGAGCGACGAACUAUUUUGAUUCGUGAAACCAGCAUUUUAUCACCAUUGACUGUAUUUCUCUUCAGUCAGGGUACCGUGAAUGCUGUUGAGCAGACAAAUAAGUCUGGUAGCAAUGACGACGAUAAAGUAUUGGUAACUAUAGAAGACAAGAAGAAUGUUAAACUGAUUUGCACUAGAGAAGACGCUGAAUUGCUUUUCCGCUUCCGUGAUAUGAUGUGGUCCAUAGUACGUUACAUGGUUGAGAUUCAAGGAUUCCAAGGAUUUGAUAGAGUCGAAGAAUACAAUACUGUAAAUGCAUAUAAACGUCAAAUGCUCUUCGUUCUCGGAAAAAUGUUAUCAAGUGCUGAUAUCACGGUCGACUUAAAAUCUGAUGAAUCGGAUGUUGCUUCUGUCGAUGAGCUUCUUGAUUCUGAAUCAGGAUCCGAGACUGACGAAAGUCGUUGAUGUGAUAAGAAAUAGUGUAAGAUAUAUUUUAGUUUGACAAUUCAUUCGUAAAAAAUCAUGACCCGAAUACAAAACUCAGAGUAUUUAAUGCAGAUAGUACAUAUAUAUUUGCGUUACUUACCAUGUUCGACGUUAUCAAACACGUGUAGAUGAUUCAGUUCCUUAGAAAUGAAAUUGAACUCUUUCGACAAGUCAAUAGUUCAUCGAUAUACAUACAAAUUGCAUAUGUAUGUUUAGUGUGAUAGAGGACAAGACCCAAUAGUGUAAUUGAAAAUCUGGUUGAUCAAUAAGAAAGUGAAAGAAUAAUUUAAAUUGAUUUAGAUAUUAUGAAAAUAUUUAUAAUAAAAGCAAUUUAGUCUACAUAUCCUGUUAUUGCAUUUUCAUAUUUUUUUUAUACAAUUUUAAGACUGCAUAGAUCUUAAUAAUAGUAUAUGAUCUAUGAAAAUGAGUUCAGUGAGAAAAUUUGGGCAAUGGCAGAGAAUAUGGGACAACAUUUGAUCUCGUAUCAAUCUCGUGCCAGCCGACAAUUUUUUCUUUUGUAACAUUUUCUUUCCACAUGUCACAUUGAAUAGAAUUUAUCGCACCAGUCCAUACCUAUAACCAUAUAAUAUCCUUAUUGAAUCGUAAAUAAACAGGAUGAUUUUAUAACA